CAAAUUAUUUUCAUGUCUUAAUUAUUGUAGAAAUGUUUGAAUCCUAUGGUUAACCUUAACGCGUUGGUCAGUCCGAAAAUCCGUCUCUAUGGCGACAAAGGCGCCCUAGCACGAUCCGGUACAAUUCCGGCGAUUACGUUUCGAAAAGGCAACUUUCGUUUUGUUCUCUUCAGGUGACUUGUCAACCAAGCAUUCUGGCUUUCUAUUCUUACGACUGAGAACAGCAGAAGAAUGGUGCAGUAUACAAAUGUUCUUGAAACUGCAAAGAAUAACUUUCAAACUGGCAUAGGGAAAAAUUAUAGUCCUGCAGAUGUAGAAGAAGUCUGGAAGCAAGUUGCGCAGUUUAUCAGAAGCUCUCUUUUAAAGAAGAGGGCUGUGGACAUAAAAGGCUUAGGAAGAUUUACAAUUCAAGAGUACUCAAUGCCAGUUUCAUCCAUUUAUGCCGUCUGGUCUCAUCGACCUGUCUUUUACUUAGACAAGCGGCUGUGUGACUCUUACCAUAUAAAAUGUGUGCGCUUAUUUUCAUCUGACAAGAUCAGUGUUGUGUCAACAAAUCUGUCAACAAUAGCUGCUCUUACCAAUUUAUCAAGGCAUGCUGUGGAAGAUAUCAUCAAUGAAGUUGUCCAGGCGCUGUGCCGGCUGUGCAUGGCGCAGAAGGACCUGGAGCUGCCACUGCCGGGGCUGGGGACGCUGCGCAUCGUGGACCGCUACACCGACAUGCGGUACAGCCGGGAGCUGGUGCGCGCCGUGCACCGGGACAUCGCGGACCCGCUGGUGAUGGCGAGCCAUGUGCGUGCGUGCGACAAGCGCCCGCCGCCCCGAGCCUCCUUCCUCGCGCCCGUCGCCGUGCCGCCGCGCUACCUCCGCGAGCUGCACGACGUCAACUACGGAUAAAACUGCGAGGGUUGCGGCGGCUGCUAAGUGUUUAUAUCUAUCCUCAGGGAUAUCGAUCUGAGACCACUCCGUUUCCAUAUGCCGGGGAUGGGGCAAUAUGGGGCUCUCUAGACAGCAGAUCGGCUGUCGGGGCUGGGCUUGGUUUAAAUGUAUUGCGCCUCGACGCCGAAUUUAGAGAUCAGGCUGUAAGUUUUCCUGGGUUACAUUCAGACUCGGAGUAACGUCUUCUAGCGUCGGUUUUGGCAAGUCACACAAUAUUGCCGUUCAAAACAUUGCCCCCGUUUCUGAACAAUUUUUGUGGUAUGGUCGCAGCGGAGGGGUACCUUCGAGGAAGGGGGAAGCAGCUCUGCCCUUGUCAGGUGGAACGGAAGGUGAACUCCCUUCA
Messenger RNA from Frankliniella occidentalis (western flower thrips), 1279 nucleotides. Its product is annotated as coiled-coil domain-containing protein 81-like. Bases 232 to 894 code for a protein of 220 amino acids. Gene Ontology annotation, cellular component: centrosome. Lineage: Eukaryota; Metazoa; Arthropoda; Insecta; Thysanoptera; Thripidae. The record is from RefSeq and is a predicted model, not a curated record. The transcript is spliced from 5 exons.